AUGGUAAGCUAUAUUAGUGUUAAUGUCAAUCAUCUAGAUGUUGGGUGUGAACAAUGUGGUAGACCAAGUACCACCAAAUGUUCACGAUGCAAAUCUGUCAGAUACUGCUCUACAAAGUGUUUGAUUACCAACUGGAGAUGGCAUAAAUAUAAUUGCAUUGCAGGAGAUGUCAAUUCAGCUCAACCAGAAACACCUACUGGAAACGUUGAAUUGCUCAAGAAUUCAAAUGAAGAGAAAGAGAAUAUUCAUUCACCUAGGCCACUCUAUUUGGAGCUUCAUCCUGUUACUACUACUAAGGAACCACAAGUGCAUAAAACUCAAUGGGAGAAACACCUUGAAGAUGAACUAGUAAAGUCUAGGAAAGAGAAUUCCGAACUUCGGUCAGAGCGUGACGAGUGGAAGAAGCGAGCGAGUUUCGCUAGAGAAAGAUUUCGAAGUUUCAAGGAAGAAUCUGAAAAACAAGUAGUUUAUCACAUAAUAACUUGCGCUUCAGCAAUUGAAUCAAUUGAGAACUUCAUGACAGCAUUUACUUGUUUGUUUCUUCUUAUAGUUGUCUGUGUUGAGAAAUGAAAAUGAGUCAAUUACAAAUGCUGAGAAGAAAGCUU
Molecule: messenger RNA, 605 nt
Organism: Lathyrus oleraceus (garden pea)
Lineage: Eukaryota; Viridiplantae; Streptophyta; Magnoliopsida; Fabales; Fabaceae
Exons: 6
Coding region: 1-570 (189 amino acids)
Source: RefSeq, a predicted model, not a curated record